This is a messenger RNA of Drosophila pseudoobscura, 2155 nucleotides long. It is a transcript of the gene Past1, whose product is annotated as putative achaete scute target 1. Gene Ontology annotation, cellular component: cytoplasm; plasma membrane. Lineage: Eukaryota; Metazoa; Arthropoda; Insecta; Diptera; Drosophilidae. The record is from RefSeq and is a predicted model, not a curated record. Bases 114 to 1736 code for a protein of 540 amino acids. Gene Ontology annotation, molecular function: protein binding; calcium ion binding; GTP binding. Gene Ontology annotation, biological process: endocytosis; endosomal transport. The transcript is spliced from 4 exons.
UAUCAUUCAAAUUCUCCGAGUUUUUGGGACUCCGCAUAUUUUAAAGAUCAAGUCUUUUUGGAUAUUACUCAUUAUUCGUAUAAUAUUAAAAUAGCUUUAAGGCGGCUCUUCCGAUGUCACGCCUUGAAUCAGGAGAUGGUUUUCUGAAGCGCGAGCAGAAAAACCAGGAGGUGGUGGAAAAUGUGAUUGGCGAGCUGAAAAAGAUCUAUCGGAGCAAGCUGCUGCCCCUGGAGGAGCACUACCAGUUCCAUGACUUUCACUCGCCCAAGCUGGAGGAUCCGGACUUCGAUGCGAAGCCAAUGAUACUGCUGGUGGGGCAGUACUCCACGGGCAAGACGACCUUCAUUCGAUACCUGUUGGAGCGAGACUUUCCCGGUAUUCGGAUUGGUCCAGAGCCCACCACAGAUCGCUUCAUUGCCGUGAUGUACGACGACAAGGAGGGCGUCAUACCCGGAAAUGCCCUGGUGGUGGACCCCAAGAAACAGUUCCGUCCACUCUCCAAGUACGGCAAUGCGUUCCUCAAUCGUUUCCAGUGCUCCAGCGUGGCCUCGCCGGUGCUGAAUGCCAUCUCCAUCGUGGACACGCCCGGCAUCUUGUCCGGCGAGAAGCAGCGCAUCGACCGAGGCUACGACUUCACGGGAGUGCUGGAGUGGUUCGCGGAGCGCGUCGAUCGGAUCAUCCUGCUGUUCGAUGCCCACAAACUGGACAUCUCCGACGAGUUCCGGCGCUCGAUCGAGGCCCUCAAGGGCCACGACGACAAGAUUCGAAUCAUCCUCAACAAGGCGGACAUGAUCGAUCACCAGCAGCUGAUGCGGGUCUAUGGAGCGCUCAUGUGGUCCCUGGGCAAAGUGCUGCAGACGCCGGAGGUGGCCCGCGUCUACAUUGGCUCGUUCUGGGACCAGCCGCUGCGGUUUGAUUCCAACCGCCGGCUGUUCGAGGAUGAGGAACAGGAUCUCUUCCGCGACCUGCAAUCCCUGCCACGCAACGCUGCCCUGCGCAAGCUGAACGAUCUGAUCAAGAGGGCGCGCCUGGCCAAGGUGCACGCCUUCAUCAUCGCCGAACUGCGCAAGGACAUGCCCUCGGUGUUUGGCAAGGACAGCAAGAAAAAGGAUCUGAUCAAGAACCUGGGCCAGGUCUACGAUCGCAUUCAGCGCGAGCAUUCGAUAUCGCCCGGCGACUUCCCAGACAUUAAGAAGAUGCAGGAUGUCCUGCAGCAUCAGGACUUUACCAAGUUCCACUCCCUGAAGCCGCAUCUCCUGGACAUUGUCGACAACAUGCUGGCCAAGGACAUAGCGCGACUAAUGGAAAUGAUACCCCAGGAGGAGAUGACGCUCGUCAACGAGCCGAUCGUUAAGGGUGGUGCCUUCGAGGGUGUCAUCGACGACCACGUCUCACCGUUCGGCUACAUGAAGGGCGAGGGCAUAGAUGCUGGCUACGGAGAACACGAAUGGAUUUGCAACAAGGAGAAAUCACGCACAGACACCAUCUUCAACGGUCUUAAUCCGGUCGAUGGCAAAAUCUCCGGUGCAACUGCCAAGCAGGAGCUUAUCAAAUCGAAACUGCCCAACUCGGUGCUUAGUAAAAUCUGGAAACUGUCCGAUGUCGAUGGGGAUGGCUUCCUGGACUCUGAGGAAUUUGCGCUGGCUUUGCACUUAAUCAAUGUCAAGCUGGAAGGCUGUGAGCUACCCACAGUAUUGCCGGAACACUUAGUACCACCGUCGAAGCGUUAUGCCUAAAUACAUACCCUGUAAUAUAAAACACACGUACCGUACACACACACACACACAUCAAUCGAACACGGCGGCCAGCCGGCCAACUCCCAAGAUGCAUGCACUCUGUUCGAUUUCUGCCUUUUUAUAUGUACUAUACUCGUACUCGUAAUCGUACUCGCAUACAACUGCGUCAACUGCUGGGUAUUAAAACACACACACACACACAAACAAAUGUCAAUGCAAGCAUUGCAAAAGAAACAAAAUAUAAAAAUAUCAAUCAGAUUCACAGAAUUUAAGCAAUGCCUCCAUCACAUGCAUAUUUUUGAACAAUCGACUGUAAUGCAAUGUAACGAAAGGAUCGGAUCGGAUCAAUACGAUCUAGUAGAAUUAUACAAGAGAACUGUGUGUAUAUGACCCCAACACCAUGUCGUUGUUGACUUAAG